Penicillium robsamsonii is the source of this 903-nucleotide messenger RNA. RefSeq names its product oxidoreductase, 2OG-Fe(II) oxygenase family. The coding region runs from base 1 to 903 and encodes 300 amino acids. Gene Ontology annotation, molecular function: procollagen-proline 4-dioxygenase activity; L-ascorbic acid binding; iron ion binding. The record is from RefSeq and is a predicted model, not a curated record. Gene Ontology annotation, biological process: peptidyl-proline hydroxylation to 4-hydroxy-L-proline. Gene Ontology annotation, cellular component: endoplasmic reticulum. The transcript has 2 exons. Lineage: Eukaryota; Fungi; Ascomycota; Eurotiomycetes; Eurotiales; Aspergillaceae.
AUGGCGUCACUUCCAAAGUUUUCCACCGUCUUCACCUGGGCCCUCUACUUGAUCCCAGUGUAUAUCUUCAUUCUCGACCCGCUAGUGCGCGGAUUCUUCCCGGACCUGCUGGCACUACCCGGUGACAGCGACGACCUCUUCGAUGAGUCCGACGCACCAGGACCAGGAAUCAACCUUACCGACGACAGUUUCAUCAGCCCUGAAGAUGGCGUACCAUUCAGCUGCCCUAGCGUAGAGGGAUACAGCGUGCAUCUGCUCUCGCGCGAACCGCUGAUCAUCUACAUCGAGAACUUCAUCUCCGAAACCGAAGCAAACCACAUCCUGGACAUGAGCGUGAACAAAUACACCCCUUCAAUCGUCUACGACGGUCAAACCGAACGAGUAGACCCAAACAAACGCCUCUCCGACCGUGCCCUCCUCGACCGCGACGACACUGUCCGCUGUCUGGAAGACCGCGCCCGCGCCUUCCAGGGCUGGAAUCCGGACCUGUACAUCGAGCGCAUGUGGGCGCAGCGCUAUAAUGCCUCCGGCCACUACCGCCACCACUAUGACUGGGCCGGGUCGUUGGCGCGGGGCGGAGACCGGUUCAGCACCUUUAUGGUGUAUCUCGAUGCGGACUGUGAGGGUGGGGGGACGAAUUUCCCACGGUUGAGGAUGCCGACUGGGGAGGGAUGGUGUCGGUUUUUGGAGUGUGAGCAGGGAGAUGGGAAAGGGAAGGGAAAUAUGGGUAUCACAUUCAAGCCUAUCAAGGGUAAUGCUGUGUUUUGGGAGAAUCUCCGGGUGGAUGGGACGGGGUAUUCUGAGACUUGGCACGCUGCGUUCCCUGUUACAAAGGGGACGAAGGUCGGAUUGAAUGUGUGGAGUUGGUACCAGCCAAAGCGGAGGAACCGCUUAGGAAGGUGA